Messenger RNA from Cuscuta epithymum, 3061 nucleotides. The record is from the annotation of a GenBank genome assembly. Lineage: Eukaryota; Viridiplantae; Streptophyta; Magnoliopsida; Solanales; Convolvulaceae.
GCAGUUUGGAACAACAAGAAAAGGGGAGAGAAGAGAAGAAAAGAUUUUCGCACAAUUCUACUGCUGCAACACGUUUUUCAUCACUGUGACUUCGUUCACCGUUGGAUCGGGCUGAAAUUUUGACAGCAGGUUCGUGACUUCUGGUACUUCAAUCUGGACGGUUGGAUCGGUGAGAAGAUGUCUGUAGUGGGAGAAAUUGACUUCGCACAGUAGCAGCAAAAAUCUGGUUGAAGAAACAAUUGGGUGAGUCAUUUGCCAUGAAAGAUAUGGGAGCUGCUAAGCAAAUUCUUGGUAUAAGAAUUGUGCGUGAUAGAAAAGAGAAGAAACUUUGGCUGUCACAGGAACACUAUGUUAAAAGAGUCUUGCAGAGGUUCCAGAUGGAAAAUGCUAAGGCCGUAAAAACUCCUCUUGCUACUCAUUUUAAAUUGAGUAUUGAACAGAGUCCGUUCAAUGAAGCUGAAAAAUCAGAUAUGCAACGUGUUCCUUAUGCAUCUGCUGUGGGUAGUUUGAUGUAUGAAAUGGUGUGUACAAGACCAGAUAUUGCACAUGCUGUUGGUAUUGUUAGCAGAUUUCUGUCAAAUCCAGGUAGAGAGCAUUGGAAUGCCGUGAAAUGGAUUUUGAAGUAUCUUCGAGGUACUACUGAUUUGAUGCUUUGUUUUGGAGGUGAUAAGCCUAUCCUUAUGGGCUAUACUGAUUCUGACAUGGCUAGAGACAUUGAUUCCAGAAAGUCCACUUCAGGGUACUUGAUUAAGUUUGCAGGGGGAGCUGUGGUGUGGCAAUCAAGAUUGCAGAGGUGUGUUGCAUUGUCAACUACUGAAGCAGAGUUCAUUGCCAUUACCGAAGCAUGUAAGGAAUUGCUUUGGUUGAAGAAAUUCUUACGGGAGCUUAGUUUUGUCCAGGACAAAUACUUGUUGUUUUGUGAUAGUCAAAGUGCAAUUCAUCUUGGUAAGAAUCCAACUUUUCAUUCUAGGUCCAAACAUAUUGAUGUGAGGUAUCAUUGGAUACGUGAUGUUUUGGAUGCUAGACAAUUGGAAUUGGUCAAGGUUCAUACAGAUGAUAACGGUGCUGAUAUGAUGACUAAGGCAUGCAUUACAAAGAAGCAAGUUUGAAACUUGCUGUGAGAUCGCCGGUUUGGCGAUUAUCUCCACAUAGUUGUGAGGGGGAGAUUUGUUGGGAUGUUGGGCUCCCAACAAUGUGGAGAAAGGCCCAAAAAAUAUGUCAAGCCCAUUGGUCUCACUUUAGAGUGGAGAUGGAGAAGAGUCAAGUAAAGGGAGCUGAGAGAGAGACAGAUAGAGCAGUUUGGAACAACAAGAAAAGGGGAUAGAAGAGAAGAAAAGAUUUUCGCACAAUUCUACUGCAGCAACACGUUUUUCAUCACUGUGACUUCGUUCACCAUUGGAUCGGGCUGAAAUUUUGACAGCAGGUUCGUGACUUCUGGUACUUCAAUAUGGACGGUUGGAUCGGUGAGAAGAUGUCUGUAGUGGGAGAAAUUGACAUCGCACAGUAGCAGCAAAAAUCUGGUUUUUUCUGAUAUUCUUGGUUCUCCAACUUGUGAUUGUUGCUUUGUUGUUUGGCCAAAUUGUUGAGCAAUUUUGUGUGUUAUAUUUGAAACUCUCAUGUACCCUGACUUGAUCAUAGUGGAGCUUGAUUGACUGGCUUGUGCCCGUGGUUUUUUCUUCUCACAUUGAGAAGGUUUUCCACGUUAAAAAUCUUGGUGUCCCUUUGUUUGUGUGAUUACAUUAGCUGCAGUAUUAUUGGUUAUUGCUCCUCAUUGAUUCUAGCAAGUUGGGGAAUUUUAUUGUUCGCUGCAUAUUACUCUCUUUGAGUAGUUAUUGUGUUGAAUUCCCAACAACUUCUUACCAUAAAAGAAUCAACAAUUGGGUAAGCACUCGUAGUAUCAAGAUAUGUAGUCAUUGCUCUAUCUAUGAGUCAUGUUGUGUAAAUAAUGUGUGAUUUAUAUGUUAUUUUUAAAAUUCAAAAACUUUUACACAUCAAAUUUUACUUGUUUUAAGUUUAGAGAAUGUCGAUAUUUUAAAAGUCAUAACUGUUUACUCGUAAUGAGUUACAGGAGGCACAAUAUAUCAAAUCAAAGGUAUUUCAGAGCUGUAUACUCUCAAACUUUCAGGGGGCGGUUGACACCCUUGACCCCCUUGACUCCGCCCUGUGUACAUAUACCAUAGGUGAAAUUCUAGAUGAAUUUGCUUAAAAGGGUGAUUCUAAGUUUUUACACAACCUUUCUUGAUUUAAUUUAUGAAAUAAUGCCUCCUGCGUCCCAUUUCAUGUGAUAUUUUCAUUUGACAUAAUUAUUAAUAAAAUGGUUGAAAAAGUAAAACUGUGGUUGAGAUUUAAGUGUAACAAAAUUAAAUAUUGUGGACCACAUUUUUCUUUCUAAAACAGUAAAGAUGAUACUCCGUACUAAUUUUGAGAAAACCCAAAAAAGAAAGUAAACAAGUAAAAUGAGAUGAAAAAGUAUAUUUUAAUUUUCAUUAUUUCACAACCAAGCAUAUUCAGUUAUUCACUAGACAGUUUCGAUGUUAUAAGAACAUAAUCUUUAAAUUAUUCAACAAGGUUAUCUUUUGUGAAUGAAAAUGUCAAAUCAUAAUCAUAAUAUAAUACGAGAAUAUUCAUCACUAGUAUUAUAUUGAUAAAGUAAAUUAAAUCUUCGUCCAUAAUAAACAUCUAAUCAAAUACAUCAACUUUAAAAAGUGUUCAAAUUAACCUUUUCUUUCUUUCUCACUUUCUUUUUCAAUUCCCCUUCUUCUCCCCUGGAUGAACGCUGACAAGUUUUUCUUGUUUAAUGUUCCCCUUCUUUGCGUUUUUAAAAGUUGAAGGGUUUAGUUACUUGAGUUUUUCAGUCGAUCAGGAGGGCCAGGACCCAGGAGGCUAAAGGACCCAUCGUCGGAAUACUUUACAAGGAAGAGAAGUUUUCUAGGACGGUUUUACAUAACGGUUCUAAUAUUUUCGAAUUGAUCUUCGUUUGUGCGGCUGGAUUUUUCGUGGAACGGGUGGAACGCAAGGGCGCUGUGGUGCAGUUUGGAUUUUUGUGGGCGAAGAAACACAG